GAAAGCGGAGGGAGGAGCUUUUUGUGGUGACGUAGAACACCGGUCUCCUCCUCCUCUUCCCCCUGAACUUAAAGCGUACUCCGCGAGGCAGCUUGACUUUUUUCCUUCCGGUUUUAAGCGGAAGUGACGAUAUGGGCCGCAACAGCACAACAAUAACAGCGCCGCGGUGGAAGAUGUCAGUGAGGAACGACGGGAGAAUAGGAAGGUAAAAGGGCGGAGAAGGGGAGCGGGUAGACGGGGAGUUGUGCAGACUGGAGCGCCAGUCUUGGGCUAGAGGGACCUGGGUUCAAAUCCCCGCUUAGCCAUCUGCACCAGCAUCCCGUCUCCCCCCAUGGCCGAGCGAGACUGAAGCGCCCUGCAGCUGCUCUGCAGGAGUAAAAGCGCCUCUCUCAUACUGCACGUAGGCCACCCCCUGCAUCGUAGUAACUGUAGCCAUGGAUUUAUUGAAUCCCUCAUUCGAAAGCACUUGAAACUGAUGGCCCCGCCUUGAAGCAGCAAAUUCCAUAAGUAAGCUCUGUGCUGUCUGAGGAAGCACGAAUAUAAAAAGCUGCCUUUUGCCGUGUCCGAUUCCAUUCGUGUUGGCAGCCUCUCUCCACAGUCCCGUGCAGGGAUCUUCUUCAGCACCAGCUACUAGAUCUUUUUUAACGAGUUGCCAGGGAUUGGAUACAAAGCGUGCGCUCUGCCAAACUCACUCACGCAUUUGUUUCGGUUUUCUGUCCAAAGGCUAGGAGCAUCCAUAAUCAUUCCAUUAAAAUCACUGAAUUAUGCACAAUAAUGUUGAAGAAGCUUUAACAGUGGUUGGUGGUGAACUCCCAGUUUGGGGACCUAAUCAAGCCCUCCCCUUCCCCACACAGCAAGUUUUCCUGGCCCUGCAAGACCCCACCAGUUUGGUAGCAAUGGUAAAAAGAAAUCAAGUAUGCGUAGCACUGGGGGUGCAAAUUGCCCCCUACCCAGUCAUCAAAAAUUGAAGGCAAUGUGAUUUAAAGUUUUAUAUGCAGUACAAAAAAAAUGUUUAUAUCAACAUUUGUGUGGCUGUUUGGGGAUUUUCUUAUGCACAGAAGGUAGUUCUAUGAUAGAGGUAAGUAGAUCUGCAUCUGCUGCUAGAUCUGUAGGUCAGCAUGGAUCUCUGAUUCAUAGUUGUUUAACAGUAGCAGCAACAAGAUGACUCGCCACCACUUAAAUAUAUAUUACUAAAAUUAAGAGCACUUUUGUUCUGAAGGGUUGUGAACUCACUUUUGUUCUGCUACUCAGAACAAAUUGCUAGACUCUGAAUUAUUUAAUUCUAAGAGUAAGUUUUUUGCACCAAGUUCUGGUGCAAAAUCUUGGGAUUUUGGACCAUCCCAAAAUAAAUAAUCACAUCUGUUCAGAAUGAUGGACUUUACUGCAUUUUCAUUAUAUGUUUGUGGCAUUAUAGUCAAUAGCAUAUUACUGUUUUAUGUUCAAUUGCAGAUGGUCGUAACCCUUGGCUGUUGAGAUUUUAUUUUAAUUUUUUCAAGAAAACUGAAAUAAAAGCCAUAAGAAAACACAUCGUAUAACUGAGAUUUGAAUGAUGGAAUCAUCUACAAAUCUAGAUGUUGGAACCCAGUUAAUUGUGGAAGACUGUUCUGGCAGCUAUAGCCUGUCUCACAUGCCAGAUAUUAAAGUGGAGCCUCACCUCGAUUCCAGUGUUGAAGAAGGACCAGCUCAGAGUGUUGCCAUGGGAAUGAAAUUCAUUUUGCCCAAUAGGUUUGAUAUGAAUGUGUGUUCUCGGUUUGUCAAAUCAUUGAAUGAAGAAGACAGCAAAAACAUUCAGGAUCAAGUGAACUCUGACCUUGAAGUGGCAUCUGUAUUAUUUAAAGGUUGUGAUUUAAAACUUAUCUUUAGCUUUAACUAUUACUGUUGGAUAGAUGGAUAAACAGGAAAAUGCUAUAUUGGCAAAAGAAUGCAUACACACAUAUGAAUACUAACAUCUUUCUUGUUCAGCAGGCAUCAUCUGCCUUUAACUGCCUGCUGAGAACAUUUCUAUGCCACCAGGCUUAUGACAGCAAUUAAUAAGAAUACAUUUUCCCAUAAUGAUUAGUUGAUGGCCUCUGAUUUUAUGUUGUUGUUAUUAUAUAUAAAUAUUAUUGUACACCACUUUGAUUUUCUAUGAUAUAGUGGUAUAAAAAUCCUUUUAUAAAUAAAGUAAAUUUGAAGAAGCUAUUUUGAACACUUUUUUCUUGCUUUCUUCAUGUAGCUGAGUGCAAUAUCCAUACUUCUCCUUCUCCUGGAAUUCAAGUAAGACAUGUCUACACCCCAUCAACUACGAAGCACUUUUCUCCCAUAAAGCAGUCAACCACAUUAACUAACAAGCACAGGGGAAAUGAAGUUUCUACAACCCCUUUGCUUGUAAACUGUAAGUGAUUCUUCGUGGAAUGGUAAAUUUAAGUUUUCAUUUUGGGAUCCUCCAUUGGGAUUACUACAAGAAACUGGUAUUUGCAUUCACUUUAAACCAUUCACCCAGUCAUUUAUUUAUUUCUAAAUUGAUUAGGGGUAAGAUCUCUUUAACUGAAAGCGGUGACUUUGUCAUUCUGGGUUGCCAAGCUUUCUUUCAAAAUAGAAAAGGGCUAGGCAUGAUAGUAUACUGGAAUAGAAAGGCAAAAGGCACCACACAUAAUGUCUUUGAUAUUCUGUUGCCUAAGGAACGUCAAGAAAUUGUAAACCAAUUCAUCAUUUGUACAUUGAGCAAACCUACAUUAUUUUUCAUGCUAGUCAUGUUGGGGGAAAAGACAUGUAAGCCUUAUCCUCACCCAAUGAAAAUUUUAUUCAUGUACACUUCUGAAAUUCCAAGUAAGGCGUUGCUCAUAUACUUUCAAGACUUCUUAUUGUAGCCAUAGGGGCUGUGUCUAUCUCAUUGAAAGCUGAAAUUCUCAGCAAGCUGCUUUUUCUAAUCCCAGUCCCACAUUCUUGCCUCCUUUGGGAUCAGGGUCUACACACAACCCUUCUUAUUGGAUGGUUGUGAAGGUAAAUUAAUUGUAAAGUAACUUUCUGCGCCAGAAAUAGUAGCAGGCUGCAUGGUUGUGUCAGCUAUGUGAUCAUCCUCUCUGUGUUAUUUUUCUCUUAACAACAUGCAGUCAGUAUUGUAGUCCUAAAUCAUGGCAGUAUUUCACCACAGAAGUUGAUAUUUUUCUGCUGUUUUUGCAGCUCUUUCCGUUCACCAGCUGGCAGCUCAAGGGGAAAUGCUGUAUUUAGCUACACGCAUAGAGCAAGGUGAGAAUUUAUUUUGGUCUUUUUUUCUGGCAAAAAAUGAUCAGCUGCUAGGUUGGGGUGGGUCCUGCAACUGGCCCUAUUCGCAUUUGUGCUUUAUUUCAUACAUUUCUGUUCUGUGGAAAUGGCUCUGAAAUGUUUUUUGCCUCAUAGAUCAUGAUGUCAAAACUUAUAUAUCAGCACUGCAGAAAAUUAUAUAUAUAGAAAGGUUUUUUUGUUUUCUAGUCACUCUUCUUUAAAAAAAGAAACAUAGUGCAAACCUAUUUUUUUAGUGCUGUGAUGCUCUGGUUAUAACUCCUAUCCAAGCUAUCCUGUGAUAUUUGUUCUUUGAAUUAUGCAAUGUUUAUUGCUCAUUAGCCAAAUAGGCUAAUGUUGAAUUAUGUAACAGGGCAAGGUGCAUAUUUCAGAUAGUAGGAGGUGUUCGCCCUGGCCCCUUAUUGUAGCAAGCCUUGUCUUCAUUUUUAGGGCCUAUGGCAUCCAGAAUUUGCUUCCAAAAGUGAGUGAAGCUGACUCACUUGUUCCUUCUCACCCACCUCUGACAGUAUUCACUCCAUGGCAUUGUUUACUUUGCAUUUCCACCAUAACAGGGAUCCACAAAUUGUGUCUUGGCUUAGUAGUCAGCUGUUACUUUUGUUUGCAACCAAUUCCGCUCCCCUGCAGGACUCAAAAGAUUGGGGAAGGAUGUCUCUCACUUUAAACUGACCUUUGAAAAGGAGCAGAGGGCAGUAUUCUUUGCUUUUCUGCAUCCCUCUUUAUCCCAGCAUAGUGAGUUGAGACCCAAUCCCCCCAAAUAUUCAUAACUUUAUUCCAGCAUCACAUGGAGACAACAGGAGUGAGAUGGUUGAUCUGUAUGUUUUGUUAAAUAGAAAAUGUAAUCAACCAUACGGACGAAGAAGGCUUUACCCCUCUGAUGUGGGCUGCAGCUCAUGGGCAGAUAGCAGUGGUAGAAUUUCUGCUUCAAAAUGUGAGUGAAAAUAUGUCCCCCCCCCAAUGCAUUUGUAGUGAUAGUCAACAAUUGUAGUGCUCUAAAUCCGUCAAGAACAAUGCUUGUAGCCUCUGAAAGUUGUCUGAAGACCUCUUGUGAAGCCUUACAUAGAUGAUAACAAUGCUACGCUAUCGUUUCAAUCCCAGGUUGUAAUUUUCUGUCUAGAUCUGGUCAACACCAUGUUUUAGCCAUGUUACAAAAGAUUCAGAGGAGAAACACUAAUGCAUGAUUUAUGCACAAAGUCUGAAGAAAAAUCAGGUCUGAGGGCUAUUUUUUAUUUUUAUCUAGCCACUGAGAAUGAUACCCAUUUCUUCCACUUACAAUUCCUGGCUGAACAUCUGUUGCUAACUGUUCUACCUCUACAAAUCCUAGGUUCUGAUAGCCCAUGAGCAGGGGCGUAGGAAGGGGGGUGCGGGGGUGCAUACCUCACCGCGACGCCCCCCCCCCCCCCGCGCCCGCGCCACUCCGGGUGCCGGAGCAGCUAGCUACGCCCCUGCCCAUGGGCACUGUAACAGUCUUUCUUUCCAAAGGGCAUGAAUGAACAAGUCCAUAAGCAAUGGAACUGUUUACCAGGUACAAAGAAAAGAAGCAGUAGUUUGAGCUGCAACAAAUCAUGCUUAGGCUGUACAUAAGGAAAAAAGAAGUGUAGACAGCUGGUUAGUUGUACAAAUUGUCCAUGGAACUUUUGGAAUCUCCUCUUCCCCAUAUAAAGAAUUAAAUGGCUGGGCUGAGUCCAGGGUGAUUUCAGUACCUAGAAUCUGGACAGUAUAUAAUUGGACACAUGGGGUUCCAUCCAUCAGGAUUUUUAUUAGUCUAACCCAUAACACAUUUUAAACCACUGCUCUUUCUGACAGGGUGCAGACCCACAGAUCCUUGGAAAAGGGCGAGAGAGUGCACUAUCACUGGCCUGCAGUAAAGGAUACACAGACAUUGUCAAGAUGUUGCUUGACUGCGGAGUUGAUGUAAAUGAAUAUGACUGGGUAAGCCCCUUACUGGAGCUACUAUCCACAUUACAAACUUUUGGGUAGUAAAAGGAGCCAAAAUAUAUGGACCCCUGUUCAUAUACAGCUUGCUUGGGUCACUGAACUGUGCAAAUGAAUUCUGAUAUUAUUAUUUCUUUUCAUUUCUUUUUCAGAAUGGUGGUACACCUUUGCUCUAUGCUGUGCAUGGGAACCAUAUAAAAUGUGUCAAAAUACUCUUAGGUAAGUAUUAUGAAGGCAGUUAUUAGCCAGUAAGGACUGUAAGAACAGCAGGAUGUUAGCAAAUCAAUUAUUUGUUUCCUGUUGUUUUAACUAGAGCACGGUGCUGAUCCUACUAUAGAGACAGACUCCGGAUAUAAUUCCAUGGAUCUGGCUGUAGCCCUGGGCCAUCGUAGCGGUGAGUAUUCAAGCACUUUAGAAUUUACUUUAAGGGUUGGUGCUCUUUUUUUGUAUCAGCCGCUUUACCUGUUGGUGGUUCACAAAAUGCACAGGCUUUUACUGUUGCUUCUGGAGAGGCCUUCUUUAUCACCAUUUACAGCAGUGGUAGUUUAUGCAGAUAUGGGGGAAGACAGCCUAGUGCUGUGCAUGCAUUGCACUCCCUUCCCCCACUCCUUGAUCAUCUCACUGUUAUCCUUUAUGCUGUAGAUUGAUAGCUGCUUCUUUUGCUACCUAGAACUUGGUGGGGGCAGGAUAGGACUAACAAAUGAGCUUGCCCCUAUUUAUGUAUGAAGAGGCCAAGUUCCAGUUCUUGGCCAUGCCAGAGCAGCAACAGGGAACCAGAAGGGCCAGACUGAAAUGUGGCCAACGUUCUGCAGGCCACAUUCCAAUGGAAAUUUUUGCCUUUCGUUAAUGUGCUGCUUUAGGCAGUGAUCAGAUAUACCAAUAGUGAAUGGGGCCAAAAGCAUUUUACAUAUUCAUACACACAUAAACACACACACACACACACACACACACACACACGGAUUACUAUUCUGGAUUACUACAAACUCUAUGCAAUUUCCACUUUUUCAGCUCUCCUAUUUACAUCUCCAAAAUAGGAUAGAUCACCACUUAAGAGCUGAACACUAAUCAUAUUUUUCCCCCCGAUUCAGUUCAACAGGUUAUUGAGUCACACUUAUUAACGCUCCUUCAAAACAUCAAAGAAUAAUGACUUUUUCUUCAUGAGACAAGACUUCGUAUGUGAAGAAAAACUGGGUUUUAGGACGGAUCAACAUGAAAAAGACUUGAUUUUUGAAAAAUCAGUACCGUGGUCCCACCAUUGUUGGAGGACGGCAGGUGGGGGAGACUCGCAUUACUUUAGGCAGUCCUAGUUUGCCACCCAAACCAGGGAUUUUGGCAGUAUCUGUUGGCCUGCACGUUUUAAGCAGUUAUUGGUUGUGCAGAUGGAAAAGUUAGCAGCACCAAAGCUGCAGUGUUGAGCAUGGCCUGCCACCAGCAAGCCUUUCCUUGCAGCAGUGCUGCUUUAUCAUACCAGGAAAAGACAGUGUACAAAAUCACAUGACGGGGACUGUUGUGUAAGAAACUUCCUCAGCUACAUUUUUGGGCAAGAGAGUGCUUGACGUUUGGAUUCAUGAAAACUUUCUGAGGCUUUGCUCAGGCAACACUUCUCUCAUUGGUAAGAUUUUAACAUGAUUCAUGUAUUUCGCUGACGUUUGUCAAACCACAUCGAUCCUACUUGCACAUAUUUCAUGCAAUAUUGAAUAUUCUGUUUGACAAAGGAAUUGGAGAGAAUUUAACAUCGUAUAAAAUAACAUACCUCCUUAUUCUUCAUAAUCUAUUAGAAGUCUACUUGGAGCACUACAUUAGUGCAUAUGCUACUGAAAUGAGUCAGCUGGUGCCAGGGAAUGCAGCAUAUGUAUUAAAAUUUGCAGUUAAGAACUGGCUAGGUACUCUUAGGUGAGGGUAGAAAGGCUUUCUCCCUGAUUGUACUCUACAAUCAGCUUGUAUAUCAGCCCACAGAUGUAACUGUGUUACGUUAUAUGUAUACGUUACUUGUUUGCUGGUGAAUGGCAGAGAGUCGAGAGAGUUUCAUCCCAUUUGUAUCCUGCUUCCUUUCUGUGCUGUCUCAUGCUUAAAUACAAGGCUGCUCUACCUCUGUAUUUCUGACUUUGCCACCCAAUUCAUCUGAAUUAGCUAGUUUACUUGGAGCCGAAAGUUGUUCUGUAAGUAGUGAAGUUCUUUCAAGGUUAUACUUCAGAAUAUAAGUGAGUAAAUUUCCUGUUUGGAUGUUUUGUUUUGUUUUUAUUUUAUUUAAAAAAUAAAUAUCUGCCAACAGUGAGAAAUGUUUUUCAGUACUUUUCUCCAAUAUACUGGAUUUCUAUGAACCAAUAUUUCUUUGACAUGAGAGGUUUGAAUCAUGUCCCUUUAAUUCUGAAAUGGUUAGAUUCCAUGAAACACCUGUGUUUUCUGAGCAUAUAGGGCAGAUCUUAAAACUAUGAGUGGAGAAUGUAGUCUGGUACUUUCACACAAACAAGAUAAACCUUUUAACGGCCUUUCUGAAAGGCUGAGAACCACAAACUUCGACAUGAUCCUCUGCUACAGGUCAAGACUUAUACCCAAAAUGUAGACAAGUAAAUGGUACUUGUCUUGCAUUAUGACUUUGUCAUACCCAAAGAGCCAAGACGUUCAAAUGGUCAAUACUGUGAACUUGUGAUUACUGAGACUUUUGCACAGAUUACCAUGAAAUGCUGUAUAAAUGUAAAUAAACCCUUCCCCUUUCACACAGUGUACCUAAAAGCUGUCUGAAACAGCAAUGGGACUAUCUUCCGCUCCUAUGCUUGCCUAAAUAAGGUUGAAAUGUGUAAGAGUGAACUGUAAAUGUAUUUAAAUGAAAGUUAGGUAGUACAAUGUGCUCAAAGCCUAAGAGCUAGAAUAAUAAUUAAAACAAAUAUUUAUUUCCAAGUAAAAGUGUUUCAGACUUAGUAUAAGGCAGAUUGUGAACAGGGCAUCCUUUUGUGGUUACAACCGAUGAAAACGAGCUUGCUACCAUGUUUGCCAUAUCUCUAUCGCAUAUUACACAGAACCAUUAUUCUUCAGUUAAAGAACAAAAAAAAACCUGUAGAAGUAACAAUGUUUUAUUAUAAAGUUAAAAGCAUUUAGCAUCUGUUUAAAAUGCAUGUUUCCAGUAAUGAAAAUAAACAUUUUUCUCUGAGGGGUAAUUGUGCAAUACUGAACAUGCAAUACGUUCCCUGUUCUCUAGAAUCUGAUUAGCCAAAGCAGACUAUUUAAAUUCCUCCAUUCCCGCCCCCAUGGACCUAUGCAAGUGUACCCCUCUAUAAAUGAUGUCUUUGAUGCACUAUGUAUUAGGAUGUGUCUGCCAAGUUUUUGCUCAAGCUGCUCAGCUAAACUAUUGUUUUGAUCUUGUAAAGUUGUGUUGUAGGUGUUAUUACCUAUUUUGAGAGUUGCAAGUUCUUCAUAUAGUGCAAAUAAACUGUUUUUAAAUGAAAUUGUUUACCUUGAUUUCUUCUUGAGCAUGCUAAAUGAGAAACGCACACCGUUUUUCCUCUGUAACUGUCAAUGGUUGCAUUUUAUGCAACAUUAGGCUGGGGGGUGUCCCAUGCCUGUUUUAUAUAGCUUAAAGGUCAGAUGAGACCACCCCAGGGGUCAUAAUUUGGCCUAUAUGGCCAUUUCCCACCCAUCAUAUCCUCCUGCCUCUACAUCUGACUUAAACUGUGGGGCAGGUAAAGCUGCAACUGCAAAAGAGCAACCGGGAACCCCUUAAGAGUUUACUCUGAAUUGUUCCUUUGCAAGCAGGGCUUUCAUUCAGUGCAUUUCGCAUUUGGUGGCAAAUGCAAGCCCUGCCAUAACUGGCUGUUCUUGGGAGCUCUCAGUCAGUACUGAAUUUAUUUUUAAGGAAGAAAUAUGAGUGCACUUAAACAUGCACAUCUGAUUCCUUUGAAACUGAACUACCCACUGGGUUCUUCAUUUAUUCCAGUAGGAAACAAAUCCUGGGGCAGUUUAGGCUUAUGUCUGAAUAAUCAGUGCUCAUGCUGUUUUUCCCCAACCAGCCAUGAUGCAGAGGUCAGAAUAAACCAUAGCUUCAACUCAUGGCUUGUUUGGAGGGAAAUAAAACUACAAGCACUGCUUUGGCUGCAACAGCUUGUUUCUCUCCUGGAGCAAGGAGAAUGGGUUUGAGAAGAACUAGACAGCAGCAAACAGCUCAGGCAGACUAAUUAACCACUUAAUAUUGGGCAUAACCAUGGCCAAUAUCAGCAGGGUAGGUUUUAUAGAAUAUUAACUGGCAGUUAUACCAUUUUCACCUUUCCAUUGACAUUUUAAUGUGCUCUUGCUUGUUGAAGGUAAUUGACAUGUACUGCUAUUCCAUGGGAUAUUCUUCAUGUGUUCAUCCUUUUGGUAUAUGCAAGUCAUUCAAUUUGUUCCUAUAAGUGGCAUGACUUAUUUAAGACAAUUAUAGCUAGGCUUGUUCCUGUCUCCUUUACAGUGGUGCCUCGCAAGACGAAAAGAAUCCGUUCUGUGAGUCUCUUCGUCUAGCGGUUUUUUCGUCUUGCGAAGCAAGCCCAUUGACGGAUUAGCGGAUUAGCGCUAUUAGCGGCUUUUAGCGGCUUAUCAGCUUAUCGGAUAAGCAGAUAAGCGGCUUAACGGCUUAGAAAAAGGGGGGGGGAAACCACAGGAACUCGCAAGACAUUUUCGUCUUGCGAAGCAAGCCCAUAGGAGCUUCAUUUUGCGACGCACCUCCAAAACAGAAAACUCUUUCGUCUAGCGAGUUUUCCGUCUUGCGAGGCAUUCGUCUUGCGGGGCACCACUGUAUAUAGAUAAGAUCAUAGGCUGGUAUCUAAUGGUGCAAGUCCAUUGAGAGAACAGGGUUGAGAAGCAAUUUUGACAAAUCCUCCAUAUCACUAUGUAUUAUUAUUAAUUGAAUUUAUAUACCACCCUAUACCCGGAGCUCUCGGGGUCUAGAGAUCUGGGCCUAGAUCUAUUGCCAAAGUUAGGAGAUCCACUGAUGCAGAUUUAGGGAUCUGGAGAAAAUUGACACCCCCCCCCCAAAAAAAAGCUCCCUUACCUAUUAUAUACAAUUGGAUACCACCUUUUGUGUAAAUUGCUUUCAAGUGAAAGGAGCUGAAUAAACAACAAAAUGUCCGUACUCCAUCUGAUAAAGGGGGUUUUAGCAUCAGGGUGUUGUUUUUUGUCCAAGUGCCACAGCCUGGCUAACUAAACCACAGUAACUCAUUUGUUCUGCUGAAAAAAAUUAAGAUCAAUUUCUAAGGUACAGGAACCUAACUUGCAUGGCACACAGGUGCUCACUAGUAGCUCCUACUGUAUGUAUUUGCAGUUCAGACACAAGAGAAAAGUUAUUAUUAAAUUUUUUUUUCUAUAAGGAGCAGUGAGUAUUCUCCAGAGGCUCACAAAACCAGAUUCCAGUUCCUUGCAGAAAAAGCACAAUGAAUCUAACUCCAUUUCUGUUUUAACAAGCCACUGCUGCAAGAAGAGCAGUCACUUUACAGCAGGGCAAGCUACCCUGUGGUCCUCCAGAUGGUGCUGGAGCAAGACUGCCAUCAUCCCCAAGCACUGGCUACACUGGCCAAGGCUGAUGAAAACGAGUCCAACAGCAUCAGAGGCCAAAGAUUAGCCACCCUUCAUUUCCAGCUACUACCUUGUUGAUAACAUUUAACUCAAACUUGACACUCAGGUGCUGCCUUUGCGGUUUAAACAAGGGGAGGAGGAGCUGGAAGAGGCAAUUGUUCAUAUAAUUUGACACUGGGAGUUACAUUUGUAUUAAAUUGCAAAUAAAGUUUACUAUUUAUUUCCACACUCGAAGCAAUGCGGCUCCCACUAACAGAAUUAACAAUAUGUUGCCUAUUUUUUAAAGUGACACAAUUAAGUUUCCUAAGAUUACACAAUUGUUCUCUGCAUGUGUGUACUGUAGAAGUCAACCUCCUGAACAAAUUAUUUUGUUGUGGCACAGAGCUUCUUGUGCACUCUGAACAUUAUGGUUGCUUCUGAUAAGGACAGAUUAUAGCGGUUAGAUAGGGAACUCUUGUCAUAUGAAUAAGAGAGUUCCUAAAGUAAAUCAGAAAGGUAGGGUCCUGUGUCAAUUAGCUAUUCUAAGCCAGUCUUCAUGCCUGUAACUAAUGGAAUACUAUCUGCCAGCCUAUUGUCAGAACUAUUAAUGCUUUUACCUUUGACAAUCUGGUUAUGUUUCUGCCAGUGACCUGUAUUUGAUCUAGGCUAGAUUUGGACCAGUCUCCUUUAUUUGCCUUCUUCUGACAUUAAACAUACUUCACUUUUGAGCUCUGCUUGUACUACAUAUGCUGGCAUAUGUAUCCAUCACUGAAAAUUAUACAAAGCAAAAC
This is a messenger RNA of Podarcis lilfordi (Lilford's wall lizard), 11501 nucleotides long. Lineage: Eukaryota; Metazoa; Chordata; Lepidosauria; Squamata; Lacertidae. The record is from the annotation of a GenBank genome assembly.